AUGGGGCAGGACUUGGGCGCAAUUCCCUCCGAGAUCCACGUUCCUGGGAGAACGGGGGACCCACUUAUUCAAAGCGCUGUUGUUUCUGAGAAGACUGUGGGGGAAGGAAAAACCCUCAGUACUGGGAGAACUGGGAGUGGAACCACCCCCCGGGUUCCGGCUGGGGGCUGCAUCCAGGAGGGAUCCCCCAGCGGGGAUCGGGACGAAUGUGUGGAAAUGAGACCUCUUUGCCUGCGGAGGAGGAGCCUGGGGCCAGAGGAUCAGCCAGUGACGGUGGCAGAUUAUGCCAACUCAGACCCAGCUGUCGUGAAGUCUGGUCGGGUGAAGAAAGCUGUGGCCAAUGCAGUGCAGCAGGAAGAAAGCCUGCUGCAAGAAUUAAGAUUUGCGGGGACUGCUGGCCUGCACCUCUCUGCUGAGGCUCGUUUUCCUGCUUGUGCAUCUCCUCCUCGAGCCUCUGCUCCUCUGGUGACGGUGGCAGAUUAUGCCAACUCAGACCCAGCUGUCGUGAAGUCUGGUCGGGUGAAGAAAGCUGUGGCCAAUGCAGUGCAGCAGGAAGUAAAAUCCCUGUGUGGCUUGGAAGCUUCCUGUGUCCCUACUGAGGAAGUUCUCUCCGUGUCAGGAGAGUCCUGUGACAGCAGCGAUGAGAUGGAUACCAAGGAGAGCAUCAACGGGAGGGCUGCCUCGAGGAAAAAGAAGAGCAAAAGGCACAAAGAAGACGCUGAUGGGGGAGGAGGAGAGGAAUAUCCCAUCGACAUCUGGCUGCUCCUGGCUUCCUACAUCCGCCCUGAGGACAUCGUCCGGUUCUCUCUGAUCUGCAAGAAAGCCUGGACUGUCACUUGCACUGCUGCCUUUUGGACCAGGCUCUACAGAAGGCACUACAGCCUGGACGCGUACCUGCCGCUGCGCCUGCGGCCCGAGUCCAUGGAGAAGCUGCACUGCCUGCGCGCCUGCGUCAUCCGCUCCCUGUUCCACAUGUACGAGCCCUUCGCCGCGCGCCUCUCCAGGAACCCCGCCAUCCCCGACAGUACUCCCAGCACUUUAAAGAAUUCCAGAUGUCUGCUUUUCUGGUGCAAAAAGAUUGUAGGGAACAGACAAGAAGCAAUGUGGGAAUUCAACUUCAAGUUCAAAAAGCAGUCUCCCAGAUUUAAGAGCAAGUGUUGCAAAGGUCUCCAGCCCCCAGUCCAGUAUGAGGAAGUGCACACAAACCCUGAUCAGGAUUGCUGCCUGCUGCAGAUCACCACCUUCAACUUCAUCUUCGUGCCAAUUGUCAUGGGCAUGACCUUCACUUUGUUCUCCAUCUCGGUGAGCACGGACAUGCGGCACCACCGCGUGCGCCUGAUGUUCCAGGACACGCCCGUGCGCAGCGGGAAGAAGCCGCGCGUGGAGCAGGGGGUGCAGGUGGUAUUGGACCCUGUGCACAGUGUCAGGCUCCUGGAUUGGUGGCACCCACAGUACCCCUUCUCCCCAAAGGCUUAGUGCUGUCUGAGGCUGCAGGAGCCUGAAUCUGGCAGGCUGAAGAGAAUUUCUAGGAACCAGGAAAUCCUAUUUUUAUUUCUGAAAUAAAUUCUGCAGUCUCCUUGCAAGUGGCUGAAGCUGCUGAGCUAGUUUGUAUGUAUAUAACUUCUGGUCAGUAAUGAGCAGAGCUGAGUGUAAAGCAGAAACUAUUUGUAAACACACUUUUAUGUAAAAUUGACAUUUUAUGGUUUGAAAGG
Molecule: messenger RNA, 1712 nt
Organism: Ficedula albicollis (Collared flycatcher)
Lineage: Eukaryota; Metazoa; Chordata; Aves; Passeriformes; Muscicapidae
Gene: TMEM183A
Product: transmembrane protein 183A
Exons: 14
Coding region: 1-1476 (491 amino acids)
Biological process (GO): regulation of protein stability
Cellular component (GO): SCF ubiquitin ligase complex
Molecular function (GO): protein binding
Source: RefSeq, a predicted model, not a curated record